CUCCCUCCUAUGAGUGAAGUCAUCUAUUAUUGAGCGAAAGGCCGUGCGUGGAAAUGUGUGGAAGACGGUGGAUUUGAAGUAGAAUUGGUUGCAAUCGAUCAAGGGUGAAGAAUAUUGCUGAUGGUAACAAAAGAAGCAGCUAUGUCUUUCUCGCAAUUUGGAUACCCUUACAAUGCAACUUCACAGUUUUUCGUGUCGGCAAACCCCAGUACGACUUGCUGCGAUUCGAUUUCCAGGUCGGUCUCUGACGGGACAGGCGGCUCCCAGACCGCCGCUGCCGCCGCCUCCUUCUGCUGUCCGUCCUACGAGAACCGACUCCUGGCGAGCAGCCGGACGGAGCUGAACGCAGCGCUGGGCAUGUACAGCUCUCCAUACGCAGCAGCGGCAGCAGCCAGCCAGAACUACGCCAACUACUUCCCCUACAGCACCGACCCAUCCGCGAUCUACUCCACUCUGAAUCCACAGUACGACAUCAAGGACAGCACAGGCACUUUACACUCUGGCAUCACUCAAACGGCUGCGUAUUACCCGUAUGACCAUUCACUGGGACAGUAUCAGUAUGACAGAUACGGGACAGUAGAUUUUAACAGCACAGCCAGAAGAAAGAACGCGACCCGUGAAACCACCAGCACCCUGAAAACAUGGCUGUAUGAGCACCGUAAGAACCCCUACCCCACCAAGGGCGAGAAGAUCAUGCUGGCCAUCAUCACCAAAAUGACCCUCACCCAGGUGUCCACUUGGUUCGCCAACGCCAGGAGGAGGCUAAAGAAGGAGAACAAGAUGACCUGGUCCCCAAAGAAUAAGGCCGGCGAUGACAGGAAGGAUGACCUCAACAAGAGCGAACAGGACUGUGUCACCAAAGAUUCUAGCGAUUGCAAGGAGGAGAAGGAUCUGCACCUGAGUGAUCUGGACGAUAUGGACGAGGAUGACUGUGAUAAGCUGGACAGUGACUGUGAGAAGGCGGCAGCAGAAGAGCAGGAACUCCACAGGGCCAUGGCUGUGUCUGCAAACCCACAAAAGAGAGACUGCAGCUCAGAUUUGCACCUGAGUUUAACCAACAGUUUCCACACGUUUCCCUGCGCCAUCAAAAGCAUAACCGCCCUCCCUCCUCUCCCAUCUGACUUCCUGGACCCGGUAGUGUCCAAGGCAGCCUCCUCGGCUGGCCUCACAGGAACAGUGUCCUUGUCCCACUUCGAGGCAUCCGAUAAGCCGAGGAUUUGGUCUCUGGCUCGCACGGCGGCUUCUGGGGUCAUACUGAGCCCUCAGCAGCAGAACUCUGAGCAGCUGAGGGCAGGAAACUCGAGCGGGGACUGCCAGCUUCAGAGCUCCAGGCUUAGUGGAGCUCCUGCUGGACAGUGUGGUGGCAUCAGGGGCCUCCAUGAAUCUAGCAAUGUGACCAACACUGAGAGCCCCUUUCCCGAGGGCUCGUCCUUGCACUCAAAGGUCUACGGCACAGGCAGCUAUAGCCACAAAGACCUCCAACUCCACUGCUCAUCCUAUGCCGCACUCCCAGAAACAUGCCAGUACUCUACUAUUGAAGGAUUCUCUGGUGGCAAAGUAGAGACACAGCCAUCUGACCUCAGUGAAGCCUGCGGGACCGUGCAGGAUGACAAGGUCACUGCGUUCAGACCAGUGAUGAAGAGGUGAAGCAGAUUGCUGCAGUCUGCACCACCAUAAAAAAGGGACAUGUUUUAUGCACUUAAGGACACACUGGCCAUGCAGUGGACUCUAAAUGGGAGCUACCUGGCGCUGCUGCAGCAGUGGGAGCUGUGAAACUGAACGUGGCUAUCAUUUUGCACAACUUUGUUUCCUACAGUGUUAAAGACUUUAUGCAAAAAUUCUAGAUGCAAAGGGAUGAGGUUGGCCAAGAUUUCAAAAAAUAAAACGGCCAAAUUUGUGUCAGGCAAUCCUGUAGUGUUCAGCAACCCUAUUUAUUUUGUGUGUAUUUAUUAUUAUUUGGUUAUGUUGUCUGUUCGUUGGUUAUUUAAUGUGUUUGAUCUUCUUUACGUGGUUCGUUACAUGUUGCUUUUUACUGUGGCUCUGUGUCAUUUUGCCUGAUGUAAAAGAGAAAUUGUCGUUGACCAUAUAAGGAGUGGAUCCUCCUGUGUUGCGCGUGGACCUGAACAGUUUUUUUUUUGUUGUCAUUGUGUUUCAGUGUAAGCUUCUUCCGUGUGUGUGUGUGUGUGUGUGUGUGUUUAUUUUUUUGCUAUUCAUGACAUUUUUUCUAAGAAUACACUUUUUUCCAAGAGCUCUCCUUUUUCUCUGUUUCGUGGUUAUUUUUAGAGCCAAUUAAAAGCUUUGCAGAUGUGCAUUUGAUCAAAGUUUCUCAUCUUGACUCGACACGGCGCUGAUGGAGGGUCAUAACUCACAGGAGGACGUGAGUGAAAUCCACAAGUUGUGGAAGAAAGGGGACAUCAUCUCUCCAUUGUCAGCGUCUAAUCACAAGUGGCAUCAAACACUUUGUUACUGUUCAGACCGAGCAACGAGGCAGAAACACAGGAUGAAUGCUGCUUUGUCCCCUGUGUAGCGAGCCGCUGCACUAACUUAACAUUGUGUUCAUUAAAAGGUCAUUUGUAGGAUCAAACCCGGCAGGGAAAUUCACAUGGUCCAUCAAAGUCUCUUUGAUUCGCUUGUUUUGCCCUUAGUCCAUCUCAUUAAAGGCUAACUUUGGUGAAUCUUCUGCAGACAUCUGUAAUAAGAUGAUCACUGUACAGAUGCCUCCUGACAGUCUGAAAACUUUUGAUCCUCACAUUUCUAACUUCUCAAAUCAAAUAGUUUAGUUGAAAACAACUUAAGGAGGCAGC
This is a messenger RNA of Labrus bergylta (ballan wrasse), 2804 nucleotides long. RefSeq names its product iroquois homeobox 6a (gene irx6a). The record is from RefSeq and is a predicted model, not a curated record. Gene Ontology annotation, biological process: positive regulation of DNA-templated transcription; regulation of transcription by RNA polymerase II; neuron differentiation. Lineage: Eukaryota; Metazoa; Chordata; Actinopteri; Labriformes; Labridae. Gene Ontology annotation, molecular function: DNA-binding transcription activator activity, RNA polymerase II-specific; RNA polymerase II cis-regulatory region sequence-specific DNA binding. Gene Ontology annotation, cellular component: nucleus.